AAAAAAAAAAAACUGAAUAAUCAAUGGACUUGAAACUCGGAAGCUCAGUUGAAGCUUUGGAUGUAGCACUGACAGCUUGGCCAUUAUCAGUCGUGGACAUAGCGGUGACAGUUAAACAACCAACAGUCGGCGGACGGAUCUCGACACGUGCGCUCAGCGAACAUUGAACGACAGAAAAGACAGCGGUCUUGUGAUUGUGAAUAGGUAUAUUAAAACAAAAAAUUUAAAAUACAAAAGAAAAAAGUUAAAUAAAUAAAUGUGAAAAGCAAGUGGAGAGAAAAACAAAAGUGCAUAAAAGUGUGUAAAGAAGCAAAACAAAAUUUAUACAAUUACUUACUUUUAAGUAAAGUAGGAAGCAAUAUCGCGUGUCGUUUUGGGACUUUUUGCAAUAAUUUUACGUAUGCACAUAUAUGUAAAUACUAUAAUUAAGUACAAUAGAGUGGAAAGACCCGACAAAUGAUUUUGUAAACUGAUUUCGCAAAUGUUCGUAGGCGUGCUGAUGAAGCGGAGGUGUUAAAAACGCUGGAAGGAUACUUAAACUUCAAACCGAAUUCCUGCAUAGGAAAACAUCCUCAGACUGCACUUCAAACCAAAACUCAGGAUCUCUCUAUCUCUCUACAUACAUACAUAUGUAAGGAAGAGUAGAAGCAAUAUUAACAGCCAUUUGAACCGUCUAAUCAGGCAGUGUUAAGCCGUGUGAAGACCAAAAUAGUAAAUAGCCGGCAAGUUGCUGCUUCUACAACUCUGGUGCAUUCUAGUACUAACUAGCCCAGGCGUGACGAGACGAGAAAAGUUGGGAUAAGGCCAUAAAAAGUUGCAAAAUGUCACGGACAUUUUGGCCUUUGCGACCGGUAUUGCCGUUAUUAUUGUUGGCUUACUUAUUACUGAUAGUAAGCCCAAUAGCUGGUGACUCAUACGAUUUCCGCACGAUUCGACAAAAACGUUCCACUUUGGCUUACAGUCGAUCGCAAUCGGGACAAAUUAUGAAGACGGCAGAGGAUUUAAGCGACAAAUUGGAACGUAUUUUCAAGGUGGGUGAUAGCCCGGGACUUGUAUUGUUCAAUGACACAUCGCAACCGACAUUUAAAGUGCAAAGAUCACCCGACGGCAAACUGAGCGUGGUUUUUAACGAUUUUCUCAUUUUCCAGACGACAACGUCGGGCACACCAACGCAUAAUGACCACAACAGUAACGAUAGAAAUAUUUCACCCGUCAAGGAUAACGGUGCAAUCAUAUUUCCCGAUGAUGAAAUCAUUUGCCCUGAGCGACGGCAAGGUAAACCCUACUGCACAGAGGUGCCAAACUAUUUAGAGGCUACACAGCUGGAUAAAAUCAGCGCCGAGAAAUUUGACAAAUUUAGACCCUAUUUCAAAGAUGAUCUCGUACAGCCCCAAAAUGUAACGCAGCGCAUGAACUCAGAGCCGCUGGAAGAAUACUAUUGCUCGAGCACAUCGCACUUGAUAUAUCCGAAGAGUGCCGAAACGAAAGAAUCCAAAUGGCUGUUGGUUGUGCAACACGACGAACACAGGCAGGGCAUUUUGGUGGAACAGUGCGACAAUGAGGAAAAGCCAUGCCGUUUUGAGGAGUCAUUGCCACGCCACUACACCUCGAGGUGUAAACAACAUUUCGUUUUUAGAACAAUGAUUGUAUUGGUUAACGGCGAAAUGAUGGAGGAGCAGGUAAAAAUGCCCAAUUGCUGCAAAUGUGUACUUCGGAAUAAUGGCGCGCAACAUUAAAACUGAUUGAUACGAUUCAUGGAACACACACAAAAGUUAUGUGCAGCAUUUGAAAGUUCGACGUACGCGGAGCUUUUGAUGAAUACCCAGUAUGACCUCAAGAUAGUUGAAAAGUGCUAGUUUCACUGAGCGAAUUUGUAGAAUAAAAGAAAAAAUAAAAUGUACAUAUAAAAUGUAAACCAAGGUGCCAACAAAAAUUGUAAAUUUCUUAGGUUGUACGACUAUGUUAGACGAGGGAGUAGUUUGAUAGAUAAAAUUUAAAAACAAAAAUAUUUUAUUUAUUUUAUUGAGUAUUUAUAUGUGUUUUUGCAUUUAAGACAGAGCAGACUUUGUAUAACGUUUUUGUAAUUGUAAAUAAAUCUGUUAAUUAUUCACAGUAAAAUUUUAACUUAUAAUAUUUAUUUAAAUUUCAAUUAAUUAGUUUUUAUAAGAUAAGCAUACUAUUGUCACCUACAACUUAGUAAAAAUCGCAAUAAAAUUAAGUUCGGAAUACUAACUGAAGCACUAACCUAACGUUUUUCCAAAACCGCCCAUCGACCAGUUGCAAAACCGUCUAAAUCGCCACUGUGACAAAAAUGAGAUUUGGUAAGCUUGAA
Molecule: messenger RNA, 2332 nt
Organism: Rhagoletis pomonella (apple maggot)
Lineage: Eukaryota; Metazoa; Arthropoda; Insecta; Diptera; Tephritidae
Gene: spz
Product: protein spaetzle
Exons: 6
Coding region: 822-1736 (304 amino acids)
Biological process (GO): regulation of Toll signaling pathway; innate immune response; central nervous system formation
Cellular component (GO): extracellular region
Molecular function (GO): growth factor activity; Toll binding
Source: RefSeq, a predicted model, not a curated record